Molecule: messenger RNA, 2306 nt
Organism: Vigna unguiculata (cowpea)
Lineage: Eukaryota; Viridiplantae; Streptophyta; Magnoliopsida; Fabales; Fabaceae
Gene: PUX2
Product: plant UBX domain-containing protein 2
Biological process (GO): defense response to fungus; DNA repair
Molecular function (GO): protein binding; DNA binding
Source: RefSeq, a predicted model, not a curated record
AUGCAUUACACAAGUACUAACUAAAUUAACUAAUUUCUUCAACGAAGUGAAUUAAUUAAUUAUCUAUAGAAAACAUUUUAGAUUGGAUAAGUCAUAGUAAGUGUGUGUAACCAUGUCUGAAACAAGUAACAUAUAAUUAUUUUAAUUGAAUGAACACUUCUAAUUUCAAGUUCUCUGUCUCCUUUGAUUCAAACAUACACGUGUUGCGAAGAGGAAAAUAAAUUUAUGUCUAAAAGUCACUUAAACGCGAUUAUCUUUUAUUGAGAGACCCCUAGAACUGAAAAAAAUAAUAAUAAUAAAAAUAGGGCGAAUGUCUCAGAAAUUGAUGUUUAUGAGGUGGCUCAACCUUAUUGGACAGUUUCCUCAUAAAGUUAACACGGUGUGAAGUCAACCCCAGCUUCUACACAUUCUUGUCUUCUGUGUUUUCUUGCAAGGUUCUAUUUUUUUGUUUCCCUGUUCGUUCGUUCUUCUUCUUUGUACCCACUAACGUUUGUUCAGUUUCUUGAUUAGUUGUGUAUCUUUUAUAUUCGAUCUCCCCAAAAUUCAUCGUCAAUUUACGCGAUUUCAACCCACUGAUCUCUUCUACUAACCCUUCCCUUUGAUCUGUUAUUGUAUUCCAUAUAGAAUUUUGGUUUCAGCCAUGGGCGACAUGAAAGACAAGGUUAAAGGGUUCAUGAAGAAAGUGAACAACCAAUUCUCCUCUUCAUCAUCUGGAAAAUUCAAAGGCCAAGGAAGAGUCCUCGGUUCUUCUUCUACACCCGCCGAUUCAAAUCCUACCUCUCGCCCCAUUCCUUCGCUCAACCCUAAUUCCAAACCUUCCUCACCCAAUCCCAAACCCACUUCACCCAAUCCCAAACCCAUUUCACCCAAUCCCAAACCCUCGCCCCAGAAUACGGAGCCCAGUAGAAGCACCGAGAAGCCUCGCAAAGAUGGUGAUGGGUUUGACCCGUUUGAUUCUUUGGUCACUAAUUCCAACAGAUCGAAAAACGGGUAUUCACUGAACGUGUUUGAAUGUCCCGUUUGUAAACAACCUUUCGGGUCCGAAGAAGCUGUGUCUGAACACGUGGAUGAUUGUUUGAGUAACCUUGUUCAGCGUGAGCCUAUAGGUGAUGAUGGAAACGGGGUUUCAGAGAGUGAGAUUGGGUCUAACACUGAUGGUGAAUUGGAGGUUUGUGUUGGGACUUACAUUUCAGGGAAUCCAUCUGAGGGAUCGGUUGAUAUUAUUCUCAAACUGUUGAGGAAUAUUGGUAGGGAACCUGAGAAUGUGAAGUUUAGGAGGAUCAGGAUGAAUAAUCCCAAGAUAAAAGAGGCUGUUGGUGACGUUGCAGGGGGAGUUGAGUUGCUCAGUUUUCUGGGGUUUGAACUCAGGGAGGAGAAUGAAGAGACAUGGGCAGUGAUGGAGGUUCCCACAGAGGAGCAAAUAAAAUUCAUCAAGAAGGCAAUUACGUUACUGGAAUCACAACUUGUGCAGCAAGCACCUCCAAAGAGAGAGGAUUCAGCGUCUGCAAAUUCUGCGCAGACGAGUGUGAAGGUUGAGCGAAAGCCAGUCGACAGACAGGUGAAGGUCUUCUUUGCUGUUCCUGAAAGUGUUGCAGCUAAAAUUGUGCUACCAGAUUCCUUCUAUAGCCUUUCAUCUGAAGAGGUGAGAAGAGAAGCUGAGUUAAGGAGAAAAAAGAUUGCAGAUUCUCAGCUUUUAAUCCCCAAGUCACUUAGAGAAAAACAAGCAAAAGCUUCCAGGAAGAGAUACACAAAAACUAUUAUCAGAGUUCAAUUUCCCGAUGGAGUUGUACUUCAAGCUGUAUUUGCUCCAUGGGAAGCAACCACUGCUCUCUACGAGUUUGUCAGCUCAGCACUAAAAGAACCAGGUUUGGAAUUUGAGCUAAUGCACCCUGUAGUUGUCCAACGGCGUGUGAUCCCUCAUUUUCCAAAAGCAGGGGAAAAUCCUAAAACAAUAGAGGAAGAGGACCUGGUACCUUCAGCUCUAAUUAAGUUCAAGCCAUUGGAAACAGAUUCUGUUGUUUUCACAGGUCUCAAAAACGAAUUGCUUGAAAUCAGUGAGCCACUUGUUAAUAGUUAAGCAAUUAGUUUUGUAUGAACAAUAUUUUUGUUCUUUCCAGGGUUCUUUUAAUUGAUGUGGACAUAUAUACAAAUUUUUAUACUCAUUUUUAGUUGACAAUUUUCUAUUAAACUGUCAUACUUUGAUAUAUCUCAGUACAAAUAAAUCACUGUGAGGAAGCAAUUCAUGAGGCAUUACUGCCAAACUGGGUCUAAGUGGUGGAUAAUUAUAGAGUCUUCCCGUGCUUUAA